GCCCUCCUUCCCUUUUGCCUCCUCUAUUUUUGAAGUCGGACUGCAGUGCUUCAUUGGCAGGCUUGCAGCUGCAGCGUCAACUAUGUUUCUGUGGGCUUCACGCAGCAUCCUGGCCUGGUGGGCUCUCUCUGUCAUCCUCAUUUUGAUCCUUGUGCUCGGAUUGUGCAUAAGGCUCUGGCAGAGGUCUUGUCCCUGGGACCUCCAGCUCUGCUCCACAAACUUGGCUGGGAAGACAGCAGUGGUGACCGGGGCCAAUAGUGGUAUUGGGAAGUUUGUGUCCCAAGAGCUGGCUUGUCGUGGGGCCCGAGUGAUCCUUGUCUGCCGGAACCGAGAGCAAGGAGAGCAAGUCCUAGCUGAGAUCCAGGCAGCAUCAGGCAACAACCACCUGCUGCUUGGCCUGGCGGACCUCAGCUCCCUGGCUUCCAUUCGGAGUUUCGUCCGGUGGCUUCUGCAGGAAGUGUCCGAGAUACACCUGCUGAUAAACAAUGCUGGGGUCUGUGGUAUCCCUGAGAAGACACUUACUCCAGAGGGCCUGGAUGUCACCUUUGCCACCAACUAUGUAGGUCCUUUUCUGCUCACCAAUCUACUUCGAGGGGCCCUAGAGAGGGCAGGGUCAGCCCGGGUGGUGAAUGUGUCUUCCUAUCGGCAAAACUACGGGUACAUUGACGAGGAACAUCUCACGGGGGCUGGUGGACCUUUGGCCUUUAACCAGAACUAUGACUGCAGCAAACUGCUACUGACCACGUUUACUGGGGAGCUCGCUCGAAGACUUCAGGGGACAGGUGUGACUGUGAAUUCGUUGAACCCAGGUGUUAUAUACACAAGCAUCAUGAGAAACUUAUCUUGGCAAUACCGCUUCCCCUUCUGGCUCUUGAGUUUCUUCCUCAAGGCUCCCAAGCAUGGCGCGGUCCCAAUCCUGUACCUGAGCUUGGCACAAGAGCUGGACGGCAUUUCUGGAAAAUAUUUUAAUAGUUCCUGCAUAGUGACUCUUCCUGCUAAACCUGCUCAGGAUCCCCGGGUGGCCCAGCGCCUCUGGGAUGCCACAGUUCGGCUAACAAACCUGGACAAGAUGGACUGACCCUCUGUGAGCCCCAUCCUCACUAGCCGCUUUCACCUUGCUUCCCCAAACCCUUACUCUGAUUGUGACUUUUAUUUGGUAGUGGCAAGUCCCAAUCACCUUAUUGAAUACAAUGAUCACCUUCUUUGCUUAAGGACUUAGUUUGAGGGCCCAGGACAGCCAGGGGACAGUUUCCAUUUCCACAUUAUUGCCAUUUCUCUAAUGGAUGCAUGCAUUCCUGGGACACUAGCCUCUCCAGAUGUCAAGUUCCAGGUGGCGGUCCUGAGGAAUAAACUUCCUUUCAGUGAUUA
Echinops telfairi (small Madagascar hedgehog) is the source of this 1368-nucleotide messenger RNA. RefSeq names its product retinol dehydrogenase 11. Bases 83 to 1078 code for a protein of 331 amino acids. Lineage: Eukaryota; Metazoa; Chordata; Mammalia; Afrosoricida; Tenrecidae. The transcript has 6 exons. The record is from RefSeq and is a predicted model, not a curated record.